Molecule: messenger RNA, 789 nt
Organism: Tauraco erythrolophus (red-crested turaco)
Lineage: Eukaryota; Metazoa; Chordata; Aves; Musophagiformes; Musophagidae
Source: RefSeq, a predicted model, not a curated record
UAGUAUUUUACCUUUGAGUAACUGUCCCCAGCUGCAGUGCUGCAGGCACAUUGUUCCCGGGCCUCUGUGGUGCUCCGAUGCCCCUCACCCACUGUCGAAGAUCCCCGGUGGGCGAGGGGGUGGCAGGGAUCCUUCUCUUUCAGCUCUGAUAUAUAAGGACGAGAAGAUCACUGUUAACCAAGAUGUCCCAGUGCACGAAGGGAAGCCUCACAUUGUCCACUUCCAGUACAAGGUCACAGAGGUGAAGACCUCCUCCUGGGAUGCAGUGCUCUCUAAUCAGAGCCUCUUUGUGGAAAUCCCUGAUGGAUUAUUAGCUGAUGGAAGCAAAGAAGGGUUGUCGGCGCUGCUGGAGUUUGCUGAAGAAAAAAUGAAAGUGAACUACGUCUUUGUUUGCUUCAGAAAAAGCAGAGAGGACAGAGCUCCACUCCUGAAGACAUUCAGCUUCUUGGGCUUUGAAAUCGUGAGGCCUGGCCACCCCUCUGUCCCGUCGCGGCCGGACGUGAUGUUCAUGGUGUACCCCCUGGAUCAGAACUCUUCCUCUGAUGAAGAAUAGCUGCAGCGGGGGACUCCAGCGUGACCUGGAAACGCCGCUGAGGGGAGAGAGGCUUCCAUCUCCUUUCUUGAGGAAAGGGAAGACCAGCUUCUGUUGGACUGAAACUGCAUUUCUCAUUGUUAGAUUGGCCUGUGUAUCCGCGGAGUUGGCUGUCUCAUUGAAACGUGUUGCCUAGAGAGCUUAUCCACACACAUGUAAUCACCACGUAGUAAGUGGAAGAUGUUUAGGAACUGGCA